AUGAGGCUUCUUCAACGGGGCUACACAGUUAAAGCAACCGUUCGCGACCCCGCAAAUUUGAACAAGGUGAAGCAUUUGCUAGAGCUGCCAAAAGCUGAUGAAAACUUGACAUUGCGGAAGGCAGACCUUAUGGAAGACGGCAGCUUCGACGAGGCCGUCAGAGGUUGCUUGGGAGUCUUCCAUGUAGCCACGCCUAUGGACUUCGAGUCACAAGACCCUGAGAAUGAAGUGAUUAAGCCGACAGUAGAUGGGGCGUUGAGCAUCAUAAAGUCAUGCGCUAAUGCAAAAACUGUGGAAAGGUUGGUGUUUGUGUCAUUCGCUGGAACUGUUGUCAUGCAGGAACGGAAACUUGUCCAGUAUGAUGAGACUUGUUGGAUCGAUAUUGAUUUCAUCAGAGCCACGAAGAUGACCGGAUGGAUGUAUUUUGCAUCGAAAACACAGGCAGAGAAAGCAGCAUGGGAAGCUGCUAAAGAGAACAACAUUGAUUUCAUCAGCGUUAUACCAACUCCCGUUGUUGGCCCAUUGAUCAUGCCAUCGAUGCCACCAAGCCUAAUCACUGCACUUUCCUUGAUAACGAGAAAUGAAGGGCAUUACUCUAUCAUAAAGCAAUGCCAGUAUGUGCAUUUGGAUGAUCUUUGCAAUGCUCUUGUUUUCCUGUACGAGAACCCUGAAGCCCAUGGUCGAAUCAUUUGCUCUUCUCAUGAUACAACCAUCUUCGAUCUGGAGGAAAUGCUUCGGCAGAAAUACCCAGGAUACAACAUCCCCAUCCAGUUCGAGGGUGUUGAAGAAGACUUGGAAGUGAUCUCUUUCUCCUCUAAGAAGUUGAUGGGCCUGGGGUUCCAGUUCAAGUAUGGCUUCUAGGACAUGACCACAGGAGCCAUUGGGACCUGCGUUGAGAAGGGACCGAU
This is a messenger RNA of Theobroma umbraticum, 908 nucleotides long. RefSeq names its product dihydroflavonol 4-reductase-like. Gene Ontology annotation, biological process: anthocyanin-containing compound biosynthetic process. Gene Ontology annotation, molecular function: dihydroflavanol 4-reductase activity. Lineage: Eukaryota; Viridiplantae; Streptophyta; Magnoliopsida; Malvales; Malvaceae. The record is from RefSeq and is a predicted model, not a curated record.